GUUAUCUUCUUCCCUUGAGUAAAGGAAAGCCGAAAAGCGUGAAAAUGGCAAGAACCAAGCAGACCGCCCGUAAGUCCACCGGAGGAAAAGCUCCCAGGAAGCAGCUGGCCACCAAAGCCGCCCGUAAGAGCGCCCCGGCCACCGGCGGAGUGAAGAAGCCCCAUCGUUACAGGCCCGGCACCGUGGCUCUGAGGGAGAUCCGUCGUUACCAGAAGUCUACCGAGCUGCUGAUCCGCAAGCUGCCCUUCCAGCGCCUGGUCCGUGAGAUCGCUCAGGACUUCAAGACCGACCUGCGCUUCCAGAGCUCCGCUGUCAUGGCUCUGCAGGAGUCCAGCGAGGCUUACCUGGUCGGCCUCUUCGAGGACACCAACCUCUGCGCCAUCCACGCCAAGAGGGUCACCAUCAUGCCCAAAGACAUCCAGCUGGCCCGUCGUAUCCGUGGAGAGAGAGCAUAAACACCCCAUCACCCGCUAAACAAAACCACAAAGGCUCUUUUAAG
Labrus mixtus (cuckoo wrasse) is the source of this 499-nucleotide messenger RNA. Its product is annotated as histone H3-like. The transcript has a single exon. Gene Ontology annotation, cellular component: nucleosome. The record is from RefSeq and is a predicted model, not a curated record. Gene Ontology annotation, molecular function: structural constituent of chromatin; DNA binding; protein heterodimerization activity. Lineage: Eukaryota; Metazoa; Chordata; Actinopteri; Labriformes; Labridae. The coding region runs from base 45 to 455 and encodes 136 amino acids.